Molecule: messenger RNA, 869 nt
Organism: Lipotes vexillifer (Yangtze River dolphin)
Lineage: Eukaryota; Metazoa; Chordata; Mammalia; Artiodactyla; Lipotidae
Gene: ZNF576
Product: zinc finger protein 576
Exons: 2
Coding region: 52-603 (183 amino acids)
Biological process (GO): regulation of transcription by RNA polymerase II
Cellular component (GO): nucleus
Molecular function (GO): RNA polymerase II transcription regulatory region sequence-specific DNA binding; DNA-binding transcription factor activity, RNA polymerase II-specific
Source: RefSeq, a predicted model, not a curated record
CCUCUAAGACUCGCUGUAGAUAAGCGACUUCACUUGAUUUACUGUUCUGUCAUGCGUGCUCCUCUCUUGACCAGAGGGGUCUCAGUCACCAUGGAGGACCGGCACCCCAAAGAGACCAUGGAGCAGCAGGAUCCGUCCAAGGAGAGAAGUCCCCAAAGUCCGGGAGGUGACAUCUGCCACUUGGGGGCACUACAGUGCACCCGCUGCCUCAUCACCUUCGCAGACUCCAAGUUCCAGGAGCGUCACAUGAAGCGGGAGCACCCAGCGGACUUCGUGGCCCAGAAGCUGCAGGGGGUCCUCUUCAUCUGCUUCACGUGCGCCCGCUCCUUCCCCUCCUCCAAGGCCCUGAUCACCCACCAGCGCAGCCACGGUCCGGCGGCCAGGCCCUCCCAGCCGGUUGCGCCCACCACCACGCCACCCACCUUCCCCUGUCCUGACUGUGGCAAGACCUUUGGGCAGGCCGCUUCUCUGAGGCGGCAUCGCCAGGCGCACGAGGCCCACCCCUUUCCUGGCCCCUUCGCCUGCACUGAGUGCGGGCAGGACUUUGCCCAGGAAGCAGGGCUGCAUCAGCACUACAUCCGGCAUGCCCGGGGGGAGCUCUGAGUGUGGCUCCAGCCCUCCCUACGGCAAUGGAAGCUCUGUGGCUGGUGGGACACCCAUCUGAUAUGGGAUGGGAGGGAUUUACUUUCCUCCCUGGAAAGGCAAAGGACUCCUGAUCAGUAGGACCCAGAAGAUGCUCAUUUAGAGCUUCCGUCCUUGGAGGGCACAAAAAGCCUUCAGGGAAACAGUAAAAUCAAACAGUGAGAAAGAAAGAAAGAGGGAAAUUUGUUAUUUGUAUCUUCCUCGUUCCCAAUUAAAUAGUUUGAAAU